AAUUUGACCAAACCCUAAUUCCCCACAUUAUUUAUUCAGAGUCAACAUAAACCCACCCAACCGCAACGAGGAGUUAGUUCGAUUCCUUCAUCCUCAAAUUCAGAUCAGAGAAAGCUUAAAGCUACAGUCGAGCUAAUCCAGGUCGUGAUUUGUGGAUCUGUAGGUAUCCGCCAUGGACGCCGUAAAGAGGAGAGCUAUAAAAACGCUAGUUGGAAAACUGACCUCAGUAUCGGAGCAGACGCGGACGGAGGCAAUCUGCGAGCUGCGUCUCCUCUCGAAGAACGACGCCGACAGCCGGCCGCUGAUCGCGGAAGCCAACGCCGUGCCGUUGAUCGCCGAGUCGCUGUACGCGCCGGCGGUGAUUCUGCAGGAGAACGCCGCCGCGACGCUGCUGAAUCUCUCAAUUUCUUCCAAGGAUCACCUCAUGUCGUCACACGGCGUGCUCGACGCGCUCUCCCACGCGCUCCGCCAUCCGGCGACUCCAUUCGUCGCGCAAUGCGCUGCCGCCACCAUUUUCAGCCUGUUGAGCUUCGAACCCUACCGCCCGAUCAUAGGCCACAAGAGAGACAUAAUCUUCGGCCUGGUGGAGAUUGUGAGGAGCCAGGGCUCGGCCGCCCGGUCCAUCAAGGAUGCUCUGAGAGCUCUUUUCGGCGUGGCUCUGUAUCCGCUGAACCGGGCUCAGAUGGUGGAGCUCGGGGCGGUCCAGGCCCUGUUUACAUUGGUGGUUAAGGAUGGGAGGGUAGGGCUCAUCGAGGACGCGACGGCGGUGAUCGCGCAGGUCGCCGGAUGUGAGGAGAGUUGGGAGGUUUUUAAGAAGGCGUUGGGGAUGGAAGUGUUGAUGGAUAUGCUGGAUAAUGCGACGGGGUCGAGUUUCAGGACAAAGGAGAAUGUGAUCUCGGCGCUGCUGAAUUUGGUGCAAUGUGGGGGUCAAGAGGUUGCGAAUGAUGUGAAGGGGAAGAUGGAGUCGAGGGUUGUUGAUGGGAUUGUCGAGGUGGCUGAGAGCGGGAGCGAGAAGGGGAAGAGCAAGGCUGUCGCGCUUUUGAAAGCUCUCGACAUUCGGGAUAAUGGGAGGCUCGAGUCUUAUUCGAGCCUCACUUCUUGAGAAGAGGGCUUUUGAG
Andrographis paniculata is the source of this 1118-nucleotide messenger RNA. RefSeq names its product U-box domain-containing protein 11. Bases 173 to 1102 code for a protein of 309 amino acids. The transcript has a single exon. Gene Ontology annotation, molecular function: protein binding. The record is from RefSeq and is a predicted model, not a curated record. Gene Ontology annotation, cellular component: nucleus; cytoplasm. NCBI's taxonomy places the organism in Eukaryota, Viridiplantae, Streptophyta, Magnoliopsida, Lamiales, Acanthaceae.